Molecule: messenger RNA, 1173 nt
Organism: Penicillium malachiteum
Lineage: Eukaryota; Fungi; Ascomycota; Eurotiomycetes; Eurotiales; Aspergillaceae
Exons: 1
Coding region: 1-1173 (390 amino acids)
Source: RefSeq, a predicted model, not a curated record
AUGGAGAACCACCCAGAAUCCCAUCUCCUAUUUCCCUUCAAUAUUGUCUCUCAAAUUUGGCAGCGGAUAUGGUACGGAUUGUUAUGUUUCCACCAGCCGGAUGAAUCUUCGCCUCCCUCCAGUCCGAGACCAGCCAGAUUUCCACUAACCCCAACCCCUUGCUCUUCCAGUGAUAAGAGUGAUAAGACACGGAACUCCUCGCCAAGUUUCCGACGAUUCUCUUAUACCGAAAUCACUUCUCUCCUAGGAGUCGACUUUCUCCGCGGGGCAAUCAACAAAGAUGGGGUCUCGCAAAAUGGAAAGAGGCACUCUCUACAUGUAUCGAAUCCGGAUAUAUAUGCCCACACCUCCCGCACAGAAUCCCCUCCUGAUUCAAUCUAUGGGAACCUCAGGCUGAGGCGAAUGUCUUCUCCGGCACUCCUACGAUCCCCGUUUACACUAACUCCAUACCCACUCAUCACUGCCAGUGUAGGACUGGAUCCCGAAGAAUUGCUUUCGAGCUCAACUUUGUUUGCAGAAAUCACUGGGGAAAAUGUGAUUGAUGGAGAACCCAGCCUCUCGACCACCGAGGAAAAUCUUUGGGACUACUUGGAGCGAUGUAGAUUGAGACCGCUACCAUUAUUUACCCAGAGCCGUCUAUCCCGCCGCAAUGGACUAACAAGAGCUCUAGGACUUUUCAUGCCAUCUGACGCUCCUCCCAGUACUACUGAUGAACCUGAGAUGGAAAGCUCUACUGAUGAUACUGAAAUACACAGGUCCAACGCUCCUGAUCCGAUUCCCCCGGCCCAGCAAAGUCGUCGCACCUCCAUCUCCACUUCCAGACGACCUUCUGGUAUCAUUCAUGCAGUUGGUUCGAUGUUCAAAAGACGAUUCUCCCAGGUUGAUGAUGAAACCGCAACUCCAUCCACCCCAUCUUCAUCCACUCCACCUCCAUCCUACUCAGCCAAUACCUCUCCGUUAAGUCGCUCAACUGAAUGGUGCACUCCAGCCAGCCGAUGGGGUAGGGCAAUGGGCACUUCAUCUAAUAGAUCACCAAGUUCAGGUUGGUCAUUCAUGCCGCAAUAUCCUGGACGUCGAUCACCUAUCUAUGGGAGUGAACUUGAUUAUCUCGAGAUAAGCCUGGCUGCGGGACUUGCUGCACAGGAGCGCAGGAAGACAAAGGAGGGCGAGUAA